UUCUCAGUGACUACAAUACUGUGUGUUGUAGGAUUACAAAUUUACGAUAAUAAUGUUUAACAAUAUCGUAAUAACUUGUUCAAAUUGCGCGAUUUACGUCAUUCACUCGACACUAAAUAUCGCUCAUUGCGUAAAAAAAUUCCAGUUGCCCGCGCUACCAAAUUCAUUUAGAAACUUCGUAGCAGUAUUUCUAAAAAAUAACCUCAAUUAUUAAAAUCGUCCGGAAAAUGGCAGAGCGCAAAAAAGAUGGCGUCGGGCGUGACGUCACCGACCUGGCCAUGGGUGGCGUGUCCGCCAUGUUCGCCACACUCUUCACUAACCCUAUUGAGGUUGUCAAGACCCGUCUCCAACUGCAAGGCGAGCUAAAGGCCCGAGGGCACCACGCGGUGCACUACAAAAGCGUGGCACACGGCCUUUACGUCGUCGGGAGGACCGAAGGCCUGGCAGCGCUGCAGAGCGGCCUGCCUGCUAUGCUGGGGUUCCAGUUCUUCUUGAACACGUUUAGGUUAGGCGUAUACCGCAUUUCCGAACGCCGCGGCCUGACCACAGACUCCAGCGGCCGAAUUUCAAUAUUCAAGGGUGCCUUAGCAGCAGGCGUAGGGGGUGCGCUGGGGUCCAUAGCGGGUACCCCCUUCUUCCUCGUGAAGACGAGGCUUCAAGCUCAAGCGGCACAGGCGAUCGCGGUGGGGCAUCAGCAUAAACACGCUGGCACCUUUGGGGCGCUCGCUGAUAUUUACAGAAGGGAAGGCGUGAGAGGUCUAUUCCGAGGAGUUCAGCCUCAAAUCCCUCGCGGCGCAGUCGGCAGCAGUUCCCAAAUGGUCAGCUUCUCCUUCGCCAAGGAACAACUCCUGGAACGCGGAUGGUUCAAAGACAGUCCACUGCUGCUGUCGUUUGCGGGUGCCAACCUGGGCGGCCUGGUCAUGACGGUGUGCCUGAACCCGUUCGAUGUAGUCGCUACCAGGCUGUCUAACCAAGCGGUGGACAGCCAAAACCGCGGUCUUCUCUACAGCGGCAUGACGGACUGUUUUGUCAAGAUGCUUCGCGCGGAGGGCUCGCGCUCGCUGUUCAAAGGCGUCGGAGCCAACUACACUCGCCUCGGGCCUCAUACUGUGUUACUACUGGUUUGUUGGGACCAACUAAAGGCUCUCGAAGACAGGAUACGCAGCUAAAAGUUGUUGGUAAAGUCCGGUCGCCGAGCAGAUAGAAUUUCGUCGAAUGACCCCCAGCUACCACCCAUCCUUAUCGCUCGCGUGUUAUUAGAUUGCUGUCGCGCUCGCACACUCACUGCGGCCAUUAAUUCCCCUUUUGUAAACUUUAGUUGAUUUCCCUGGCCUUUUACUACUGGUUUGCUGGGACCAGCUGAAGGCUCUCGAAGACGGGAUACGCAGCUAAAAGUUGUUGGUACAGAUCGUUUCAUCAACGAAGACGCGCCCCACCACCUUUUGGUCGGGGGAAGCGCGGGGUGCGGAGAGUUUUAUCCGACCAAUCCGAGCGUCAUUGUUUGUUGGCAUUGGCAGCGUUGCAAUUGGAUAGUUGUCAGUAAGUGCGCGCGCACACAACAAUAUAACUUUUAGUUAUAGUAAUUCCAUAUAUGCGUGUUUGUUUUGUUGGUUGUCUAAUAAAAUAAAAUAAAUAAAUAAAAUAUCAGGCUCCCCGAACCCCGCGUUUCCCUCGACCGGGGAGUGGUGGGGCGCAUCUUCGUGGAUGAAACGUCUAGAGAUCUAUAAUUAAUUUCCCUGGCCUUUUCUUCGCUGUCCCCGUAUUGGGACAUUAUGCGUGGUUUGGGAAGACAGGAUACGCAGCUAACCUGCUUGGUGGUUAAUAUGACUGGGGUUUUUCUCUAUUUUGUUCCCUUGGGACAUAAGUUACGCCAGAAAGGUCGCAACUAACCUAUGACCAAUAAAGUGUAAGUACAAAAUGUUUAUUUACUUUGUAGACUAUGUAAUGAUUAUGUCACAUUACAAAUA
This is a messenger RNA of Ostrinia furnacalis (Asian corn borer), 1967 nucleotides long. RefSeq names its product solute carrier family 25 member 35. Lineage: Eukaryota; Metazoa; Arthropoda; Insecta; Lepidoptera; Crambidae. The record is from RefSeq and is a predicted model, not a curated record. The transcript has 6 exons. Bases 228 to 1169 code for a protein of 313 amino acids.